AUGCGCGGCCAGUCCUCCCGGGAUGGAAGGCGGCAGUCCCGACUUGUGAAGGGCAACGCUCAGGGGUACGAGAUCUAUACUGUGGAUCACAAAAAGGGCGGCAAGCUUCGCUUGGAUGCCACCGUGCUGUAUUCCGACAGCUGCGAAAUUGCUGAGGAGCUGACACUGGAUGCUGAGCCGUCAGAGUGCUCCACACUGACCUUUGCCAACAAGCACGAGGAUUACGACCACGAAUUGUGGUUUUCUGCCUAUGUGCCGCAGGAGAAUGAUGGCUGUCAGAUCAUGGACGCCAAUGGUACGUUGAAUCCGAGUGACGCCGAGCUGGACUUUUCAAGCGCGGACCAGGUGUGCUGGUGGCACAUGAAAGAUGGAGCCGUGCUCGGCGUCCAUAAUGGCAUGAUCAUUGAGUAUGAUGCCUCCACGCUUGCCCCUCUUGGAAUGGUUGUCAGCAGAGAUGAGCUGCAAGAUCGGCGAGUCGCGGUCAUUGACGACGAGUGUCGCGGGCACGGGUUCUACAACUUGCGCCCAUGUCCCUGUUGUUGGAGAAGUUGUGUGUGCGCGUGUGUCUCUACGACAGCUGCCUUCUUUUCUGUUGGUCGAUUGCAUGCUUACAUGUUCUGCUUGUCAUGGCAGAGGAUCAAGUUGUGA
This is a messenger RNA of Symbiodinium pilosum, 648 nucleotides long. NCBI's taxonomy places the organism in Eukaryota, Dinophyceae, Suessiales, Symbiodiniaceae. The record is from the annotation of a GenBank genome assembly.